Molecule: messenger RNA, 723 nt
Organism: Fusarium graminearum PH-1
Lineage: Eukaryota; Fungi; Ascomycota; Sordariomycetes; Hypocreales; Nectriaceae
Exons: 5
Coding region: 1-723 (240 amino acids)
Source: RefSeq, a predicted model, not a curated record
AUGCCUUCUCUUACAGCGUCUCCAACUGCUGCCGCUGCUCCUCAAAGUGUAAAGCAGAAUGGCAACAUUCCGUCGCCCUCUCCACUCAGUAUCAUCGAUAUUCGUGGUGAAUAUGUCGAGAUGAAUUUGAAGGACGAGAUUGCCACUUCUUUCAACCCUGAUGAUGGCCCAAGAAAGCUCCCCACUCUUCUUCUAUACAACGAGAAAGGGCUACAGUUAUUCGAGGACAUCACAUAUCUGGAUGAGUAUUACUUGACAAACUAUGAAAUCGAGAUCUUGAAAAAGAACUCGGCAGAGAUUGCCAGCCAGAUUCCUGAGGGAUCCAUGGUGAUCGAGUUGGGAAGCGGAAACCUUCGAAAGAUCUGCUUGCUUCUACAGGCCUUUGAAGAGGCCAAAAAGUCUAUCCAAUACUUUGCUCUGGAUCUAUCUCUCAAAGAACUUGAGCGUACUUUGGCUCAGGUACCUGACUUCAAAUAUGUCUCGUGCCAUGGCCUUUUGGGUACAUAUGACGACGGAAGGGAAUGGCUGAAGCAUCCCUCUCUCACGAGCCGUUCGAAGUGCAUCAUUCACCUCGGUUCUAGUAUCGGAAACUUCACACGUGACGAGGCAGCUGAUUUCUUGGGAGGGUUCGCAGAGGUCCUUACGCCGUCCGAUUCCAUGAUCGUCGCGGUUGACUCUUGCAGUAACCCAGCCCGGGUUUACCAUGCAUACAACGGUACGUAG